UUUCUGUUAAUUAUUGCUAUAAAUUAUUUUAGUAAAUCAUUAAAAAUUUUAUAGAUCUUAUAAUUUGUUACUUUAUAUUUACCUAAAAUCGUUACAACAAGAUGUCUAUAGAAGAAUUGGAUAGCUCUGAACUGGGUACAAUGGAAUAUUGGGAAACCAGCUAUAGUCGCGAAAUCUAUAAUUACAACAGAAAUGGAGAUGUUGGUGAAAUAUGGUUUGAUGAGGACUCACAAAAUCGUAUAAUUACUUGGAUAUUAAAGCAAGAUUCAAUAGAAGAAGACGAUCGCAUAAUUGAUUUGGGUUGUGGCAACGGCAUGCUACUUAUAGAACUAGCACAAGAAGGUUAUAACAACUUAUUGGGAGUAGAUUACUCCCCAAAAGCUGUUCAAUUAGCCAAUAGUAUAAAAAAUGACAGAAAAUUAAAUAUACAAUAUGCAGUAGCCGAUCUGACAAAUCUAGAAGAAAUGAAAAAACUUGGUAUAUUUAAAAUUGUCCAUGAUAAAGGUACUUACGAUGCGAUAAGUUUGUGUCCUGAUAACUCAAAGCAGAAACGAGAUUUAUAUAUAAAUUCUGUGCUAAAUAUUAUGGAUGAGAAGAGUUUAUUUAUAAUUACAUCGUGUAAUUGGACUGAAGACGAAUUAAUUUUAAGUUUUGUUGAUAAAUUUCUCAAAAAAUGUACAAUACCAACACCGUCAUUUAAAUUUGGCGGGAAAGUUGGCAACGUUGUUACAUCAAUGGUUUUUACAAAAAAAUAAAUAAU
Molecule: messenger RNA, 760 nt
Organism: Teleopsis dalmanni
Lineage: Eukaryota; Metazoa; Arthropoda; Insecta; Diptera; Diopsidae
Product: EEF1A lysine methyltransferase 2
Exons: 1
Coding region: 102-755 (217 amino acids)
Biological process (GO): peptidyl-lysine monomethylation; peptidyl-lysine dimethylation
Cellular component (GO): cytoplasm
Molecular function (GO): protein-lysine N-methyltransferase activity
Source: RefSeq, a predicted model, not a curated record